GUUCAUCGGGGAGGAGUCUGUGGCCGCAGGUGAGCGUCUGGAGCUGACCGACUGUCCCACCUGGAUCAUCGACCCCAUCGAUGGGACCGUCAACUUCGUACACAGGUUUCCGUUUGUGGCCAUCUCCAUCGCUUUUGCCGUCAACAAGCAGACGCAGUUUGGGAUCGUGUACAGCUGUGUGGAGGACAAACUGUUCCACGCUCAGAGAGGACGAGGAGCGUUCCUGAACGGAGAACCGCUGCACGCCUCCGGACAGCAAGAUGUCAGCAGGUGUGUGGUGGUGACAGAGAUAGGGGCGGAGCGUGAUGACCUCGCUCUGUCCACCAUGACCUCCAACAUCUUCAGACUGCUGAAACUACCGGUACACGGAAUCCGUGCAUUGGGGACGGCGGCGGUCGACAUGUGUCAGGUGGCGACAGGCGGCGCUGACGCCUAUUAUCACAUUGGCAUGCACUGCUGGGACAUCGCCGCCUCGGCCAUCAUCGUGCAGGAGGCUGGAGGCGUUGUCAUGGAUACGGACGGCUCUGAGUUCGACAUGAUGUCCAGGAGAGUUAUCGCCGCCAGCUCCAUCGCCGUGGCCAAUCGUAUUGCUCAAGUUGUGCAGGCGUUUCCUUGUCGCCGUGAUGACGAUGACCUCAGCAGACUCAGAUCAGAGAUGAGCCUCGCUCGCCUCAGCGUUCCCGCCGUCCGUCACGGCUCUCGCCUCAGCGUUCCCGCCGUCCGUCCCUGUUUCCCCUGAAACCUCUGAUGUCAC
Plectropomus leopardus (leopard coralgrouper) is the source of this 754-nucleotide messenger RNA. Lineage: Eukaryota; Metazoa; Chordata; Actinopteri; Perciformes; Serranidae. The record is from RefSeq and is a predicted model, not a curated record.